Molecule: messenger RNA, 1585 nt
Organism: Klebsormidium nitens
Lineage: Eukaryota; Viridiplantae; Streptophyta; Klebsormidiophyceae; Klebsormidiales; Klebsormidiaceae
Source: the annotation of a GenBank genome assembly
UCUGGACAAAGCCACUUUGCGCAUUGCAGUUCUCUAGCCUCUAGGAUAGCUGGCGCCUAGUAAUGGAAGCUCUGUGCGAAUGGUGGUAGUAACUUCGCCGCAGUGCGAGCUAUGGCUCUUCAUCUGGUCUUACCAGCACUAUGGCAAUCUGAUUCCAGCUAUUUCAUAAUCUUCGCGCAACGAACACCCUUCUAUCUAGAGCAGGUGCAUCCUGCUUGUGCCGCCCAGUGGGGGCAGCAUGAAGGUCUUCAUCACUGGAGCGUCUGGUUUUGUUGGCACGCAGCUGAUCGCCUAUCUCAGCAAGUGUCACGGCGACUCUGUGGUUGCUCUGUCUCGGAGCGCCGUGGCCGAUGAGAAGAUCAAGCGGGCGUCUCAGCUGGUGCCCACCAAGGGCUGGCGGGAAGAUGGUUCCCGCCCGGAGCCCGGCAAGGUGGAGAUUGUGCGGGGCGAUCUCAGCACAAAAGAAGCUCUAAUGAAAGGCAUGAAGGGGUGCGACGCUGUGAUCCAUGCUGCAGCUAAGGUUGAAAUGUGGGGGGACUAUGCCUCCUUCCGUGAGACAGCCGAUGCCACACGCACUGUUGUGGAAGCAGCCAAGGCGGCAGGAGUCCCCAAGUUUGUGCACGUGGGCACCGAGGCUGUGCUCGUCAAAGCAAAGGGUCCGAUUGGGCAAGUCGACGAGACUGCCUCAAUCGACCCUCCACUGUGGGCCCCAUACACUCGAAGCAAGGCCGCCGCAGAGAAGAUUGUGCUCGAGGCCAACGAUCCGCCCAAGUUUGAGUGCAUCAGCGUGCGUCCGCGGUUCAUCUGGGGUCGAGGCGACACGGCCCUCAAGCCGAUGCUGGCCGCGGCCAUGAACGACGGCUCCUACAAGUGGAUCACGCCCUCCAGCCGCUCCUCCACGUGCCACGUCAUCAACGUCUGCCACGCGCUGCGGCUAGCCGCAGAGGCCAAGGGCAAAGGCGGUCAGAUCUACUUCGUGACGGACGGCCCCCCGUUGUUGCUCAACGACUUCCUGGCGGAGUACAUCUGCUCCGACCCCGCUGUCAAGAAGCCGAGCGGCAGCGUGCCCUUCUGGUUCCUGUGGCGCCUCGAGUCAUUCCUAGAGAGCCUGCCGUUUCUAGGGUACGGCGUCAAGCGGAAGCCGCUCGCUGGCCGGCAGGCGCUCGCGCUCAUCGGCCAGGACGUCAUUGUGGACGACUCCAAGAUCCGGCGGGAAAUGGGGUACCGACCGCUGGUGACGGUCGAAGAGGGGCUCCGAGAUGCCAAGUGACGGCACCAGCUUGUGAAGCAUACAGCAUGAUGCCCCGCCUUGUGAGUUGCGUAUAUACUAGGCGUCCACAUAUUCUUUGCAAGGCAUCGACGCCGAAGUCAGCGUUGCAUGAUCGUGGAUGCGCCGCGAGUUGCAGGUACCCGUUGCUAAGUUUCCGUUGAUAAUCAAAUAUAUGAUCGAACACUCUCUUAUGGAGCGCAUUACACCUAGGAACUUCAGCGGUUACAAGUCAAAGAAUUUAGGGCACAACAACAAUUGGUCAAAUAUGAAAAGAUGAAGAAUCACCACUUUCAUUGUUUGGGCCCCAGAUAUGUG